UAUGGCUUGAAGCUACCGUGUUGGCAACAGUUGAAAUCAGUGCAACGGUGACUCUUGAACGGUAAUGUCGACUUAGCGGUGAAAAGAUACGCGCUUGUACAUUUAUUUAAAUAAACGCAUACGUAAUACUUCAUACCGUUAAUUGCACAUAAAUUGGUGAAAAUUAAACUUUUGGAAGGGACAUAACAUUAACAAAUAAAGUGCAACAAAGAGAAGAAAUAAGAGAAGCAGAGAAUAGGCGAUUGACUGAACAAAAAUAUAAAAAACAACAAAAUGCUUCCGCUUCCGCGAGGAGCGGCUUGGCAAACCCUCUUCCUAUUAUGUGCGGUGCUUUUCAUAAAUGAGGUCCGUUCGGAAGGCAGAGUCGUUUGCUACUACACCAAUUGGAGCGUCUACCGACCAGGCACAGCGAAAUUCAAUCCACAAAAUAUUAAUCCAUAUUUGUGUACACAUUUGGUGUACGCUUUUGGUGGAUUUACUAAAGACAAUCAAAUGAAGCCGUUCGAUAAAUAUCAGGAUGUAGAGCAAGGCGGCUAUGCCAAAUUCACCGGCCUUAAAACAUACAACAAGCAAUUGAAAACCAUGAUUGCUAUCGGUGGCUGGAAUGAGGCCUCAUCACGCUUCUCACCACUCAUGGCCAACCCGGAGAGACGCCAACAAUUUAUUAAAAAUAUUUUGAAAUUUCUGCGCCAAAAUCAUUUCGAUGGCAUCGAUUUGGACUGGGAGUAUCCAGCACAGCGUGAGGGUGGCAAGCCACGUGACCGUGAUAACUAUGCACAGUUUGUACAAGAGUUGCGCGCCGAAUUCGAACGAGAAUCGCAGAAGACCGGCAGACCACGUCUGCUGGUGACAAUGGCUGUACCAGCGGGUAUUGAAAAUAUAGAGAAGGGUUACGAUAUACCAAAGCUGAAUAAGUACCUUGACUGGUUCAAUGUGCUCUCAUAUGAUUUUCAUUCAUCACACGAACCAUCGGCUAAUCAUCAUGCGCCGCUGUACUCACUGGAGGAGGAGUCCGAGUACAAUUAUGAUGCAGAGUUGAAUAUUGACUAUUCUAUCAAAUAUUAUUUGAAAGCUGGCGCUGACCGCGACAAGCUGGUGCUGGGCAUACCGACUUACGGACGUUCGUAUACGCUCAUCAAUGAAGAGAGCACGGAGAUUGGUGCGCCAUCCGAGGGACCGGGCGAACAGGGCGAUGCUACACGCGAAAAGGGUUACUUAGCUUACUAUGAGAUUUGUCAAAACCUGAAGGAAGAUCCCGAAUGGACCGUCGUGCAGCCAAAUCCGAACGCGAUGGGUCCUUACGCUUACAGACGCAAUCAAUGGGUUGGCUAUGACGACGAAGCUAUUGUGCGCAAGAAAGCUCAAUACGUUGUCGAACAUGGAUUGGGUGGUAUUAUGUUCUGGGCCAUCGACAACGAUGAUUUCCGCGGUACUUGUACCGGCAAACCCUACCCACUAAUAGAAGCGGCUAAGGAAUCGAUGCUGGAGAGUUUGGGACUUGGCAUUAACGAGGUCGCUAAGCACAAUGCCCCUAAAAAGCCUUCACGUUCACGUAGCCGUGAAAACUCUUCAUCGAAAUUGAAUCGCAUUGGUGGCAGCAGUGAGGGCAAAGGGGCUGGGCGUACGACACUAAGUAGUGGGCGCAGACGUGUGCAAGCCUCCACGACUACAACAACAACAUCAGCGCCGGAAACCACGAUAAGACUUACCAACCCUGAAGGCUCUUCGCUUUAUAUCGGCGGUCGUGUGACUACUCCGGCGCCACCUACUACGCCCGACCCGGGCACUGACUUUAAAUGCGAAGAAGAAGGUUUCUUCCAACAUCCCCGAGAUUGUAAGAAAUAUUAUUGGUGCUUAGAUAGCGGUCCGUCAGGUUUGGGUAUUGUGGGACAUCAAUUCACCUGCCCGUCUGGCUUAUACUUCAAUCCUGCUGCAGACUCUUGUGACUUUGCGCGCAACGUACCUUGUAAGACAAAAAAAGCCACCACCCCGCUACCUGUCAGUAGUACUACUACAAGCACAACCACUACACCGCGCCCCACAGCAUAUCUUAAUCGCAUUACCGCAGCCACUUCGCGUACGUCCCUCUUCAGAACCACUACCACCACUUCCACGACGCCAGCGCCCAUUGAGUACGAAGAUGAAGAAGAAGAAGAGGUGGACGAUGAAGCGCCAACGCAUACAAAAGACAGAGAUGCUGAAGAAGACCCACAAGUGAUAAAAGAACUCAUUGAACUUAUACGCAAAGUAGGCGGUGUGGAAGAGUUGGAGAAGCAUUUGCUACGUAAAGACGAUGGUACGAUUUCAAUUAAAGGUAGCGCUAGCAGUGAAUCUGGUGGUGCUACAACGCCAACGCCCAUCAGUAAAAAUCUUUACGACAAAGUGCUCAGUAAACCCAACACCUUCAACUCGUUCCGCAAUCGUUUUACCUCCUCAUCCCUCUUCAGAAAAGCAAGUAGUGGCCAAACUAAUACUGAAGAGUCGACGAGUGGCAAACAAGAAAGUGGCGAGUCACAGUCUAGUGAGGGCGCGAGCAACAGCGGCUACUCCAAGUACUCAUCUGUAGUGCGUGGCAACAGCCGGCAAGGGCCACAAAAUGAAGGACUCGAUAAAUUAACUGAGUUCGAUGGUUUUCUAAAAGAAAAGAAACAAUAUGUUACAAUAAAUAGACACAGAGGUGCCUUCAGAGGUCAAGAAGAUGACGAGGAAGUGGAUGAAAGGGAAGCUAGCGUACAAGCAAAUGACGAUAUUGAAGAGGAAGAGUUUAGCAGCAGAAGCAAGAGUACUAGAAAACCCACAAACACCGUGACACCCUCCUAUGCCAACAUAAGACGCACACGACCCACGACUGUACGCACCGAUUCCGAUGAGGAAAUCGCGAGCGACGCAGAGGUAAAAGCUUCAAAGGAGAGCGAAGAGAGACGCACAUAUACGUCGUUGAAUCGCAAUCGUGCCAGAAUUACAACGACCGAAAGUAGUCAAGCAACGAAUGAGGCUAUAACUAAUGCAAAUAGGUACAAAUAUCUAGAGCGUACACGUCCCACAAACAGAAUACCGACAACAUCAAGCGAGCAGGAGGAGGAAAUUUCACUCGCACACAACGAGGAGGAGCAAGAGGACGACGAACAAAAUGUAACGGUACAAUUAAAUGGGGCCACAAAUGACUCCAAACAAAAAUCAACACAAACCACAACACGCAUCUAUGCGAAUAUAGGUCGUCGUACCACAACAGAGACUCCCAUCACCAACACCCAAGAAACUCCAACUAGAUACAAUUUAUUAGAAAACCUCAAUUACAAUAACGAAACACCUGAACCAAAUUUACCAACUACUCUUACCGCCGCAAGCGACUCACCCACUACCCUAUCCAUAACCAUUAAGAAUACUAAUCCCCAAGUCAUACCCAUCCAAACAACCGCAAUAACCGAUUCCAUUACAUCCACAACCGCUAGAACAACAACUAAUCCAUCCAAUGAUAUCGAUUUAACCGAGGCCGUAUCCACAAUAACCACGCUCCCGCCAAACUUUGUUGAGUCUGUGGACUCAAAUGAAGCCCUAGACCUGUCGCUUGAUGUGAAUUCCCUUAUUGAAAAAAGUACGAAAACCGUCGAAACGCAGGAGAGUGAAGUUGCUGAGGCAACACUGACAACACCGACAACUGCUCGUACAACAACAGCAACAAGAACGACGACAAAAGAAACACUGACAAGCACUGCUACGGCAAGCGGUACUGGAACAGCAACAACAACCACUGACUCAACUGACCAAAACCCCGACAGCGACGCCAACGCCAACGCCGACGCCGACGACGAGGUAACAAAUUUAAAUAGUAAUAAACGUUUAAGAACACAACAACAAUAUAAAUUCAUAACAAGAACACGUAAUGUAACAAAAGCAACUGCAACAACAACAACAAACGAGACAGGCAACAACAACAACAACAACAACAACAACAACAACAAAUUCACGAAAGAAACACUCAAGAAGAAAACUAGUCUAAAAACAACGGGUAAUAGUAGUAGUGGUGGUACUAGUACCGCGGAUAAGUUAAGUAGUAAUGUUAGAGGUAAUACCGUUAAAUACUCUGGUGGUAGAAGACAACAGCAACAACAACAACAACAACAACAAUUGAACGAGUUACUAACUACUCGUAAAAAUCUAAACCACAAUCAACAGCUAGAUUCCAAAACGGAUUCCACAAACAUCAUAACCACAACCGACUCAACACCCACUAACGAAUUCCUGGGUACUGUAUCCAGUCCCAGACCUUUCGGUUUCCCCCGUCGUCGUACACGCCCGAAUAGUACAACGACGUCCGACACACAAACCACCACCACCACCACCACCACAGCUACUGAGGGUUCUUCUGAAGAUGAACUAAGCUUAGUAAAGACGAGGUUGUCAGCGUCUAAUGCAGCCAAAAAUAAGGUGAGUUCCAAUUCAGAUGUGUUGCAAGUACAAAACAACGGAUUGGAAACAGAUCAAGUCGAUGAGGUCAGCACUACGCGCACUCAAGCACAAAUGAAAUUGCACACACCACAAAUGCAUGUACAUAAAGUAGUAGUAGACGGUAUUAGUGGCAUGAAUGAAAAUAGUUCUAGAAGUAGCAGUAGUAAUAGUAGUCUAAGGCACAUUGUAGAUAGCACAAAUAGUUUAAGUAUCAAUCGAACGGUUCAAGAAAAGAGUGACAGUCGAGCGAGCAGCGAAUUGCUCACGAGUAAGAGUAAUCAAAUUGAGGACGUUCAACUCGCGAAUACUUUAAGUGGUGAACACAAAAACACGGUUAGACUAACACAGCUGAACUCUGUGACCACAAACAGUAAAGACGAAACAUUAAAGGCAAGUAAGUAUCGCGGUAAAAGCUUAAGCGAGUUAGAGGCAAGUGUUGAAAGUUCUACGGCAGCGCAGAGCGUGUCAAAUUUCCGUAGUCGCGGCUUGAAAAUGGUCAGCGAAGAAAAGGAUGAAGUGAAGCUCGUAAGUGCGGGUAGCGAGUCAAAAGAAGAUGGUGAGAGUAAUACAACACACCUUAGCAGCGCGGAUAAGCAAGAUCGAGUGUCCGAAGUAGCCACCCAUACCAACGAAACGACGAUAACAGACGAAGGUAACGGCAUGUUGAAAAUACAAACAAUCUAUACGACAAUUACAAAUAGCGAGGAGCACAUCACGCAAACGGGUAAACCAACUACAGAGGCUACAGGUAUUGAGCGCUCGGACAAUAGCUCAAACACCGCGAAGAGUAGCAAAACUUAUGCGACAAUCAAUGGAAGCCGCACAGAGGACGCUCAGGAAAUUCAAUACGACGCCAACUCAACGGCAACAAGCGACGACGAUCUGGGCACUACCAAUACGACAACUACCGAAACCAAUGACGAUGGCAGUAUUGUGCGAAAAACCAUAUAUACGACGAAAAAACGAGAUGGCAGCGGGAAGAUCAUCACAACAAUAGUAGAGGAGACAUUGACUACGCGUACGAAAAUAGAAAACUCCGAGGUGACAGGUGAAAGCCAGCACAGCGGUUUUGAACGCAAAUAUCAAACCAUUACAAGGCAUACGGACCCUUCGCUUAAUCCUAGUACCAGCAGCAGCACCGAUACCGAAACUAUACACUACAACACUAUUGUGCGCGGCACGGAUGGUGUAGAGUUAAACGAGGAUAAAUCGUCAUCUUUCUAUCGUAAUCUCGGCGCGGCGGCUAAACAAGCCGAACAAAGUCGCAAUCGUAUCUAUCAGGGCAUCUCACGCGGUGGCCAAAUACCUCAAAGCAAGCACGCCGGUGAGCCUUCUAUUGAGGUUAUAGAAAGUGAAACGCGGAAAUCUACAGAAAAUAGCGCGGCGAGUUCGUUUGAACGUGGCGCAAGUAAAUAUCAAACAAUUAAUCGCUCACGAACGACAAGCGCGCAUGAGGUAAGUUCGUCCACAUUAAAUGAGCGCGGUAGCAGUAGUUUUACAGAUGAGAACGGCAAAGAAAAAAGUGACGCUUCUAUUAACGAAGCGAUUACCAAAGAAGAUCGUACGCAAGCUAAUUCAGAGAGCGGUGUAAGCGUGACAAGUGGCGUUGAUACUUCUACCUCUUCUACAAUCGCAAGCGCGUCCGUCGAUGGUUCAUCGGAAGCGGAAAAUAACGCAGCUGAAAUCACGGAUAACGAAAUUUCAUCAACCUUACGCAAGCUGGCAGCAACCACUACCGAAACUAUUGAAUAUCAUACAGAAACCACUACCGAAAGUGAAACUACCACUAUACAGCCUGAAUUGAUUAGCGAUUACAAGGCUACUAAUUUUGGGGUAACAAAAGUUACACCUAAAGCCAAUGAAACUACUCUCUCAUCCACCGAAACAGUAAAGACUUCCAGCAAGAAAUCUUUUACACAUCGCAAAAAUGGCAACUCGUCAGAGGAUUCUACCGAAGCAAAGUCCCGUUCCGAACCGACUAUAGCUUCUAAAUCAGAAGUACAUUCAAGUGAAAUAAAGACGCGGCACAGAAAUAUUACGUCCUCCGAAAGCAAGGAGAAUAGCUCUAUUGGAACAACACAUAGAGUUCGUGGCAUGCCUUCCGCGGCCCGAGCGAAAGACUUUCACGUAGCAAGUAAGCCAAGUCGUGGUAGACCAACUACAACUGCCGCACCUGAAAUUGAAGAUACGACUUUACUGACCUCAUCCGAAUCGGCAACUAACAAAAUAACUUUUGCACAACACUUAGUGAGAACGUCCGCUGAAGAGAAGAAAGAAAGUUCCACUGGUUCAAAAUUAAGAGUUCGUGGUGAACGAACGACAACUGCUGCACCAGACUCUACUUCGCAGCCAAAUACCACGGCUCAACCAGAUACCUUUAUUCAACCGGAUACCACCACCCCGAAGGAAAUUGAAGACACAACGGUAGCCUUCACAUCAGAAACUCAAGAAGUAACUGAAAAGGGAGUAAGCUCAUCCUCGGAAGGACAAAUAUCUAAAGAUCAUGGCGGACAAACAACGACUCCGACUCCUGAAACUACAACACCCAGUGAAUUUGAAUCGACCACACUGUUUGCUUCAUCGGAAAUUGAAACCGGAACUUCUACUACUGAAACGGAAGCAAAUGUUCACAACAGAAAUUUCACACGACAAAGAGUUGGAGCUUCGUUUAAAAGUUCUUCUGAAAGAAGUUCAGCUACAAGCAAUUACAAGGCUCGAGGUAAACUAACGGCUACCGCUGAGCCAGAAACUACAGUUGAACCAGAUGUUGAGCCAACUACAAGAUCAUUCUCAACUCAAGCUGCUUUAUCUACGAACAAACCAACUUUCUCACGUAACAAAGCGGAAGCAUCCUCCGAAGUCACAGAGGGCAAUACAACUGGAUCAAAAAACCUUGUCCGUGGCAGACCAACUACCACCGCUACACCAGACAAUACUGCUCAUACAGACAUCCAAGAGGCUGCACAUAGACGUACAUUUACCCGCCACCAAACAGGAACAUCCUCCGAGGUGACUGAGGACGAGUCCUCAACGGAAUCAAAAUACAGACUUCGUAAUAGCCCAACAACAAAAACUCCCGCACAAGAAACUAUAAUCCCUGUGGAGAUUACUAGAGAUAGUACAUCAUCUUUGAAUGAACACAGUGCUGUUAUGCACAAGAGAACAUUUGCCAGGCACAGACUUGGUACGUCCUCCGAGUCUACUGACAGUGACUCUACUGAAGUAAGGACCAGGAUGCAAGUUAGACCAAUCACAACUGAAGCACCAGAAACUACUACUAUUUCAGAUGCUGAAGAAACCACAUUAGAUUUCAUAGCACAAACAACCACGCCGCAUUCAAUUACAACAAUUGCACCGGAAACCACCGCUUUCCCUCUUACUGAAACUUUGUCUGGUGAGUCUUUAAUACUACAUAGCGAGGCUUCUGUAACAACAGAACAACGCCCCACUGAAAAGGACAUAAGAGUUGAACCGUCUACGACUGAAGCGCCAACUACUGUUUUACCAGAGAUUGAAGUUUCAUCACCUACUACAAUCGCUUCAAUUGAUGCAGUCGAGAUUCCCGUCGAAACAACGACAAUAGCUAACCCACCGAGCUCUACGGAGUUCUAUCAACGGGAGAAAACUACAACCCCUGCUUCACCAACCACAUCAGAGCCAAUACCAACUACCACUAAUCAGGAUAAUCUUGAUGCGGAGAUAAAAACAUACCAGACAGAAAAUAAUGUCAGCACUGAAAGCUCCAGUACGCUUACUACUCUUGGUGCAACCGAACAAACUGAGGUACCCACAACGGAAAAGUCAACAGCGCGUGCCCUGCAGAAAAGUUUUGUAGCUCGUAAGGAGAGCGAACACUCUUUCACUACGUCAAAAGAUUCUUCGAAUGUCAAAGAAAGUAACGAAGAAGCAGCAGCCAUUAACUCAAAUAUUAACCUGAAGCCUAAGACGUCCAAUGUAAGGAGCCGUGCCCAAACCACACGUGGUUAUGUGUUAAGAAAUAGUGCUCAGACCACUGCUACUUCCGUAGAAAGCGGGGAAGCUGAUUCACAAAAUACGGCACAACGUGAAACUACAGCUCAUAGUCAAAGCGCAAGUGCGAAAUCAAACAUAGAGCGAGUCUCAGAAACUGUCUCCUCAACAACCGAAACUCCAAAAAGACGCACGACCUAUCGUGGUACCUACAGGCCACGAACGGACAAAGAUGAAUUAUCCUCUUUACUUGCGCUCGAUGUGAAUAAACAUCGUCCGUAUAAUGAAAGCCAUUAUAAUCUCGGGAAACGCAUAUACCUAGAUGGCAUACAUAAAGAGUCCGCAAGCGAAGAGCUAGCCAGCGCGUAUCAAACAACUGGCACACAGCUGGAAAGGACUCAGUUAGACUCGUUGUCACAUUUAAAUAUUAAUGGAGGAGAGAGCCGAGUCGAUGCGAACGGCGUUGAAGGAGCUCAAACCGACAUUAGAGCCAGUGGAUACAGUAGAAAUCGCACGGCUAUCAACAAUCGUAGAACUACCGUAAUAAGAAGGAGAAUAAGUGGCGCAAGAAAUAGUAUACAAUUGGGCAAUGAAACCACUGGUGUUCAUGGAAAUCAACAAAGUAAUGGACUUAAUGAAACUGAGCCCAAGUUUUCGUCAACCAUAACGGAACUUCGAAGAAAGGGAAGCUCUAGUGAUAACGAAAAACUUGCUAUCGCCUUGAACGCCCUACAGAGGGAGGCAGUAGAGUCGGUAGGAAAGACAAAGACUGCGACAACUAGUGAUACUUCAAGAGAAUUUAAAGUUGGAUCUAUGGGCUCUGCCGAUGUAGCUGAAGACAAUGGCACGGCCGAGCAAGAAGGAGGUGCUGAAAGUGCUAGCUCGAAUGUUAAUGCUACUAAAGAAAUAGCUUCAAUAAAGCAAGAAGAAUCAGAAAUUGAAAGUGAACUUGAAAUCAGUGAUACGAAGAACAAAACUGCAGACAUAUUAGCAACUGUUGGCGCAGAAGAAAACUCGUCCAAAAUUGCAGUUAACAAAAAGACUGUCAUAACAAGCACCACAAAUUCCCCGACGGGUCUUAAGAGCGAACUGAACCUUGAAGGCUCCUCUGAGAGCAUUGAAGACGAAGAAAAUAACAGCACUUCGAGCGCUGCCGCGAGUGUGAGCCGACGGCAUCCUUUGUCUAAAAGUACAAAAACUUUACAAAAUUCAGAGAGUAGUUCAACAGCCCGCAAUGACAGUGCUUUAGCGAGCUCGAGAAGACAAGGUUUGUUUGCUAAAAACAGAAAACUAUUUAAGACUGGCAGUAGUGGUGCCACAGCUGACGCAGUUGCUGUAGAAGAGUCUGACCAAGAAGGUGAUAACUCCACACAAAUUUCCAAGGCCACCAAUGAAAUCAAAGCCUACAACCGCCAGGAGGCCGCCGACGUCCAAAUGCCUGAAGAAAAGAAUAGCAACUCAUUGAGUAGUCGCACAUCUAGACUUAAAUCAACCAGCGGACGUUCUAGAUACAGUGGGCGAGCGCAGUACGCAAACCAAGGGACAAGCAGAAAUGUGAACCGUUUGAGCGCAACGCAAGGUGUCUCGACAAAAACCGAGCUAGAAGAAAAUGGCGCCACAAAAACACAAACCACCUACACGCAAACCUACAAUAGAGGCGCUAACUCACAGAACACUGUUAAACGCGUGCAUACAAAGAUCGUACAGACAACCGACCCGGAGUAUGAGUAUGUCUAUGAGGUUGUCACCGAGAAGAUACCCCCGAGCACGCCGCGACCAGUAACACGUAAUCGCGGUGGCGUACGCUUCCGUGAAUCGGAUUUGUCAUCCUUACUCUCGCUGGACUUCGCAUCCAAGUCGAAGCGUAGACAAGAGGGUGAGAAGACAAUUGUGAAGACACGUAGGAAGUUAAUCAAAAAACCACCGAAAAUAACGGAAAACGAAAAUGUCGAGGAAUAUGAAUAUGAAGAGCAAUUAGGGGAUCAGGAGCAACAGCAAGAAAGUGCAAUCACGAGACCAACACGUCCCUCCACAACAAGUGCAGCUACACGUCGUACCAGACCGACAAGACCUUUACGUACAACAACAUACGCAACGCAACAAGCUGCGGUUGCUGAGGAAGAAGAGAUUGCAAGGGAAGUAGAAGCAACGAGUGCGGCGCCAAGGCAGGGAAUCAAAACAGGGUUUGCUUUCAAAAGACCUAUUACCAAGUUUAGAACAACAACUACUGUUACCGAAACACCGGUGCCAACAACGAGAAAAGUUUUUGCGUUCAAACAUCCAAGUACAACAGUGAGCACCAACGUGGAACCUAUUAGUACUACGGAGGCAACAACAAGCUCUGAAGUUGUAGAAACAACAGAGCGUCCAAGUUUACGUCGAAAAGUUAUAAAACUACAACGUGUGAAUAAAACAAAAACGAGCUCUGUAGAAACCAAUAACGUGCCGGAAGCAGUUGCAGCAGCAAAAGUUGUGGCGACGUCUAGUAUCUUGGAGAGUUCAAUCCCGGAAGCUACAACUGUACCGAUGACUACAGUUUCGAGUACCAAUCUGUCGAGCUCCGCCGACGGAGGAACUGCAAGCAUCAACAACAGCUCUUCAACUGAAGAAGUCGAGCUUACCGAUGACUCACUUGAUCUACUCAAGAAACAGUUCUCAAGCGCUAUUAGCAAACUGAGUGAAAAUAACGAAGAAAAUGCCAACCCCAAAGAAAGCACAACCGUCCUAACAAAAACAACACAAACGACAACAACAACAAACACCACCAAUGGUCAGCCCCAAAUAACUACAGAAACCAAAACAAAAGUAACCCAACACAACGCCGUCUCACAAUUGAAUAAUGAGCUGAGCGAGGCCGGUGAAGACGCCUCUCUUUCACUCCCCAUAUAUCACAGAAGAAAAUACUUUCAAUACUAUAAAGAUUCACCAGUGAUCUAUAUAGGCAAACCCCAACCACCGCCAAGCAGCGAGCAAAGAAGCAACGUCGAUAUCAAGAAACAAAUACACGACGUCUUUAACAUAAGUACAGAUAAUGAUCAAUCCGUCGCUUCAGCGGAGAGCGACAACAAUAGCCUGGCAGUGGAUGAAGCCACGACUGCACAUAAAGAAACAGAUCAUCAUUUUUUAUUGAAAACCCCCGGGUCAAAGGAUGGGCACCUGGGGGCAAAAUCAAUCGGAACAAAAUUUACAACAUCUGGAGAAGAAUUAAUCGAUGACCAAAAUGCAAGAGCCGAAUUGGAAGCGUUAUUAGCGACGAGCGCGAAAAUAACGGCAAAACCAACGGCUAAAGAAACCACCAACAAUAGCAGGACUGCUGCGAGCAGCACCGAAUCAACACAUCGUGUUGGAAAGACUUUUAGAGAAGAACCAGACUCCAAAAUUACUCAACUUUCGGCCCUUAAUACCGACUUAGAUUCUGCCCUAAACAAACCCACUACUGAAACAAUAAUACUAAACCACCGCGAAACACCAACAUUAAAAAUAACUAUACUCUCACCGGAUACUAAAAAUCGCACUGAAGACUCACGCGCUUUACGCAAAUACGCAACCCUGAAUCGCGUGCCUACGACAACCGAAAAAGCUGAGAACGAAGAGGAAGAAAACACUACCCCAAGCACACCAAUACCAACAAAACGCGUCUAUGGUACACUAAACCAACUACGUAAAAAUUAUGGAAUCGAGAAACCAACCUCUUUACGCAACAACACGGCUGUGGAGGAUUCGUCAAACAACAGCGAAAAUUCCACGAAAUCGACAAAUGAACGCACUACAACAAAUCAAUCCGCUGAAAGAGAUUUUGUAAAGGAAACUUUGAGUUCCGAGCCGCCACCAACCGCGGAGGCUUUAGUGCUUGACGCAGCAGGCGAAGUUGGCGAAAGUACAACUCGACGUACCUUACAAACUCUUAACAGAUUAAAACAACGAACAACGACCCCUAAAGCGACAGUUGAAGAUGAAAAUCAUGAUAAUAAUAAUGUGGAAGGCGCGAGCUUAGCUUCGGUGGAAACCGAAACAAGGGAGCCUCUGGCUACAACUACGAGACGAACUUUAGUUCGCCUCAAUAGCUUGAGAUUUAGAACAACGACGACUAAAUCUAUAGAAGAAAAAGAAGCGGAGAGUGAGCAAAAUAAUAGUGAGGAUGAAGAAAAUACUCUUGUGAAGAGUACCUCAGAGGCAACGCUGACAACUAAACGAAAAUCUUUAAUUAGCCUCAACAGCUCAAGAUUUAGAACGACAACUGCUAAAACUGUUGAGGAAGAAGAGAGUAAGGAAAAUGAAAAUGAGUCACCAUCCAACUCCGCGCUAAAGGCCACAGCGAAAGAGCCUGUGGAAGGAACUACACGUCGAUCUCUUAUUAGUGUAAACAGUGUGAAUAGCUCGAAAUUUAGAACAACGACUGCUCAACCUAGGGAAGAAGAAGAAGAGGAGAGUGAGGAGAAUAUGAGUACAAAUGAGGCAAAUGCUUCAUCGGAGGAAAUGCCAGAAAAAACUACGCAUCGAACCAUAAUUAGCCUCAACAGCUCAAGAUUUAGAACGACAACUGCUAAAACCACCGAUCUCGAAGAUAGCGAGAGUGUGGAAAGCAAUAAUGUCAACGAUGCACGCAGGUCAGAGAAAAACUCAACUAGUAAAGCCGUUGAAACAACUACUAAACGCGCUUACAAUACCGUUAAUAGACCAAAACUUAGAACCAAAAUAUCUAAGCCCACAAGUGGGGAAACUGAUCAGGGUGAAAUUUUCACUACAACCCGGCGAACUUUGAUUGCCUUAAACAAAUUUAGAACUGCAAUAACAGCGCUAAAUAAAGAAAGGCAAGAAAGUGUGGAGAACAGCUUGGAAGAGUCAAACGCUGUAAAAAGUACAACGCGACGUCCUUACACAGUUUUAAAUCGGUUCGAAGCUAAAUCUACAAAAGAAGCGGGGGCCGAAGAAAUCUCAAACGAAAAAGAAAACACGCGAAAUUAUGCAACUAUAAGCAGAUUAACCAACAGAGGUUCAACUAGUAGCACAGAGAACCUGUCUCAGUUAGCCGACGAAAUGUUGGAUGAGGAAGAUGAGCAAGUAGUCGAAGAUACCUCUAAACGUACGUACUCAACUUUAACUCGCAUUCGUACAACAACCGAAAGUACUGAAAGUAUUGAGAAGAAUGAUAAUGAUCUGGCUAAGAGUGAAGAGGUUAACUCUGAAACAGAGCAAGUUGCAACUCAUCACCCCGUUUUGAUCCGAAAACGCAUUCACGUAACAACUACUACAAGAACGCCGAUCUCAGACACGACUGCAGAAGAAAUAGACGGUGUCACAAGCACUGAAGCCACGAAACGUCGCACUGUCAUCAUAAGAAAACGUAUACAAAGUAACACAACGCCCAUACCUGCUAUUGAUGAGAGAAUUGAAAAUAUAACUGAGAUAGAGGAAAACGCACAAACCACAAAAAUACCGCCAAAGUUACGCAGGCGUUUAAAUGCGACAGUUCCCUCAGAGGGCACGGAGGCUGCCGAUGAAUCCACCACAAUUACGCAAACACCCACAGAGCUUUUCUCCACAACGCGUCGUCCUUUAACGAGCUUCUCCCGACAGCACUUGAGCACAACAACACAAUUACCAGCAGAAACGUUGCAGGGGGAAGAACACAUAGAAACCACUACAGCGGAAGCACUAAAUGAUACACGGAAAUUAAUUUUUGGACAAACAAAUCGACAUCGAGCGCUGUUACUGCAAACAACAAAAGUGCCAAAUGUUGAGGAGCAGACAGCAAAUGAAAAGCAAGCUGAGAAAACGGAAACGACGCAGCGAGCGAAAUUCGCCCCACGCGGAAAGGGGCUGCAAGCAACUACUAACACCGACGAGCUCAAGCCGACUCCAGAAAAGCCCACGCAAGUAUUAUCAACCACAAAGCGCACUUUCAAGUCUUCACUACAUUUGCGUCCAGUUUCCGCUGAAGGCAGCGACUCUCAGUCUACAGCAGACAGCACAGAAUCUGUUGUCGAAUUAACGACACGUCGUACGUUUGGUCUUGUGCGACCGACUACAGCCAAAAGUGCAACGGAUUUGACUACCAUACGCACACUUAACGUGUUCGCACAGAAAACACGUCCGACCACAACAAAACGACCCUUGUUACCCACCUACAAUCGUAAUCUCUAUCAAAGAUCGGAAGAAGAAGACGAUAACGUAUUUGAUGAAUAUGAUGAAGAGCCAACGCCACUUAAAAUUAAAAAGCCAGCAUAUCAAAGCACGCGAACCUACACGAGCGAACGCACGCGACCACAGCUUGACGCACGUCAAAAAUUCAACGCACGCCGACCAUUUAAGCAGCCGACUGACAGUGACGAAGAGACUGACGACGAUUACACGGAUGUUGACGAUGACUAUGAGGAAAGCUCGGUUGAAAACACUGGAACAUACAGACAAACGCAAACGAAACCCGCCUCUAAGGAGUUAAGCGAUAGUCUACAAAAUUUACGGAACCGUGUUAGGUUGAGUCAGACACAGAACGAUAAUAAUGAAGGUAUAGUGAACUCUAGACUGCAAGUACUGUUAGCAAAUAGAGCCAAGACGACCACAAAACCAGAUAGUAAAGAUGUUGACGACGCAUCAGCCAAGGGCGCAAUCAGUGUAAAAAGUAACGUAGCUAAUUCUCUUGUAAAUCGUGGUAAUACUAACCGUUUCAGCACUUUAAUUGGUACUAAAAAUAAUUUAAGACUCAAUCAAUCUAACAACACUCAAAUAACCGUUCCAAUUCGUAGUAGUGAUGUAGUUAAAGAAAAGCAAGAGGAAGAAGCAAGUGAGGCUGAUAAUGAUUAUAAUGAUAUUGAUGAUGAUGAUGAUGAUGAAGCAAUCAGCACUAAUGUUAAGGGUAAUGAAGUUAAUUCUAAACGACGUUUUCAGAAAUAUCAAUUCAACCGCGCAAGAUUCUCAACCACGACCACAGCGACACCUACAACAAGCACUACUAUAGCGACAUCUACGUCGGCAACGCCUCGUACAGCUGCCGGCCUCUUCGUGCCGAAACAGUUGUACAAGUCGAAUAGAAAUAGAACGGCGACAACAACAAAUCAGGUAAAUGCGUUAGUAGAUGUUAAAGGGAAUGAAGAUGAUGAUGAAGAGGAUGAAAAAGAUGAGGUUGAAGAUGAAGAAGAAGAAGAUGAAGAAGAAGAAGAAGAAGAAAGACCAGGAAUUGACGUAGCAGUUGUUGAUAAAGAAGUAAAUGCAGACAGCACAAUCACCACCACCACGUCCACCACUUCCACCACCGAUAGCACAUUGAGCACUAGUCCAGCUCCUACACUAAGAAGAAUACGGGUUUUAAAGUACCGCCGUCCGAUUAGCGGCAACAAUAAUGCUACUUUAAUUAGUAAUAGUGUUAGUGUUAGUGUUAGCGGUAAUACCACAAACUCUAGUAUUACUAAUACUAUCAACACUGCUCAAGAAAGUUUAGAUACUCCCAAGCAAGUAGAACGUACUAGAUUAGAACCUUUCAAUUCCACAGACUCGAAUACACAACAAGAAACUCAGAGUGAAACACCAGUUAGUACAGAACAACCAAAAAAACGUUUCCGUAAAGUUAUACGCAAACUUAUACGGCCGGUUAACCGCACUACUACUACCGAGGCUCCGCCGACUAGUGAUGUUACAGCCGCAGAGGAAGAGGAAGAGGUGACACGCAUUUAUGUGAGCAACCAAAACGCUGAGAAGGAAACGAAGAGCGAGAUCAAGAUUGAGAGCACUAGAACAAACUUAUUUAGUAGAAAUGGCCGUACACGUUUCGGGAAUCGAUUAAUCGCGAACAGCAGCGAAAAAACGACUCACGAGGCACCUGAUGCAUUAGAUGCAGAGACCGAAACAGAAACUGAAACCGAAGAUGAGGACGAAGCGACUACUACACAAAAUCCACGAUCCACUUUUGUACGACCUAUUGCGGAGGACAGAGUUAACGUACCAACCGGCUUUAAGUUGCCUUCCCGACGUCCGUUCGUGUUGACACGUAUAAGUAGCACAACAGCUUCCGCUGUAGAGAAUGAAACUACAGAGAACGAAGAUGGUAAUGAAAACGAAUACAGUACGGAGGAUGAAGAGGAGUUACAGCAAGGUCAGCAGCAAAAACCUGAUAUAGGUACCACACGUUUGAGAAAACUGCUGCCUGAAGUAAAUACGACAACAAUAGUAACAACCAAUACACUAGAAGAAACUAAAGAGGCAGACACCACACAAACGAAGCCCACAGCGCCCAUAGUCAGACUUCCUUUCGGUUUAGGCGCACGUAUAAAAGCGGCUGAGCCUGAGAGCAAUACAAAGACGGAAGAAAAUACGACCGGAACUACAACUACACUACCAAGACGUCCAUUCGGCUUGAAUGCACGCACAAAAGCAACUCAAAGUGAAGAUGAGUCUGAGAGCCAUACGGAGGUAGAAACGAAUAUAGUUGGAACCACAACCACAACACCAAGACGACCGUUUGGACUGGGCGUACGCACUCAGACAGCUGAAAACGAGAGCGAAAGCCAGACGGAUGUGCAAGAAAAUGUAGAAGUGACAACGAAAACUACACCGCUUACACGACCUACCUUCCGUAGAAAGCUCGUCGCCAGACGUCCCUACGUACCACCGAAGGUAUCAGGUGUAACCAUUUCCACUACGUUAUCAACUACGCCGAAACCGAAGAAGAAGUUUGUGCGUCAUAAAUUUGGACGCUUCCAUCCUUUCAACGCCGCUAAUCGUAAUACUGGUGAGGGCUUUGUGCGUACCGAUCCACGUAAUCAGUUGUUACCGGAAACCAAGCGUUUCCGCAUUGAGAAUGGAAAACGUGUGCCCAUACCGGAUAGUGAGCAAUUAGAUGAAGAUGACGAAUACGAAGAGUAUGAAGAUGAAGAGGAUGAAGAGUCGACGACGUAUAAUGAUCAGAAUAAAGCGCAAACACCUUUCGCCGCUGUGACGCUGCGACCGGUUACGCGACCAGCGGGUUUAUUUAACAGAGCACCAACAACGUUGCUACAUGCAGCCAAGGAAAAAGAUGCAGACACUGAAGUCGACAAUGAAACCACCACAGGUGGUAACGAAGAAGACGGCGACGAUGAAGAUGAUGAUGAAGACGAUGAAGAGGAGGAGGAAGAAGAAGAAGAAGAACAGGAGACGGAAACAUCAGACGAUGAUGCCAAACAAUCUACACCCAAAUCCAACACGCCGUUCUACCAUCCAAAAGACAACCGCGUACCGCCUGGCGCAAGACCCGCGUUACCAAAUUCCUCCACACCGGCUUCGGGUAAUGCGCCCUUCAACGGCAGAACACGGCAGCCACAACCCUCAAACGCUGGGCGUGCCAAUGGUAAUCGUUUUGGCACUUCUGCGCCCGGUAAUACACGUGUCACGAACAGACCACGCGUUGUAAAUCGACCACAGGGUGUCGUCCCACCUAGCCUGCCGCUCAAACCAAUAGCCACCACCUUCGAGCGCACUACACCAGUGGUGCCCACGAAACCGGCGCCAUUUAUAUCAACCAACACUCGUUCGUACGAACGCAAAUACACAGCCACCUCCACAGAGACACCGGAAACAAUUAGCGAUAACUCACUUAUUGAAGAUUUAAAUAUUGAAGCACUAAAUGCACGCAACAAAAAAAUAUUCGAUAUCAAUAGUAAGAAACACACAACCCUCAAACCGAAAAUAGCCAUAAGCGGCGCCAUACAAACACCAACAGAUCAGGAACAAGAUACACAAGAUCACCUCAGACAAAACACAGAGACAGAAAGUGAUGAUGUAUACACAGCUGAUGUGAGCGGUGCUGAACAAGGUUUCUUAACCACAACACCACGCACAUCCGCCGCCAACGACACGAACACUGAUUAUUAUCUCAAUGCUAAUGAAAUCUCUUCGCAGGACAACGGCGGUGGCGGCGAACGUACUCUGUUUACCACCCCGCAAACACCCACCACGACACUAUUGCACGUUUUCACGCUGACCGAUGACGAGCAAACGAAUCGUCCACCCAUCGACAGCACCAACACCAUAGGACGUCUGGUACCGGAGAAGACACACGCCAAGCAUAAAGUAGUAGAAAUCAACCGCAUUGUCGAGAUCACAUCGAAGGCGGAUAAGUUGCGUCGCAAAUCGAAAGCAAAUCAAGAGUUUACCAAACCCAUUGGCGCCUCACAACUCAGAGUGGAGUCCUUACCACAUCUGGAGCAACUGGGUGAAAUAAGUGUUGUGAAAUUUGUACAUCUGGUGGACGGUAGUGAUAUUUCCAUUGAUGGACAUAGCACCGUAACCGAUUAUACGCCCACAGAGCCCACAGUCUCAGCGCCAGUAAGGAAUUCCCUGCCUGAAGGUGCGCCCUAUUUUGUGCCACAAUAUGCAUACUCAACGGAGAGUGCACAAACGCGUACCACGCUGGAACAACGCAACGGUAAAGCCUUAAUACCCGAAGUGAUACGUAGCGCGGUGGAGACUUCGACCAUUUCACUGGAAGGUCUAUUCGAAGGUGGACGGCAAGGUAAAGAAUUAAAUUCUAUAAAUUAUCCGUACUACAUAUUCGGCUCAGACGAAACAACAACAACCAGUACGACUACCGUUAAAGAGAACAUAAACGCAAACGAAAACGACAACGAAACACAAAACUCUCUAAACACAACACCGAAAACACAAACGAGCACAAGCUCGUCGUUACUGACUACGACGACAACAACAACAGCCGACACCACAACUAGCUCAACAACCACAGAGCGUGCUUUGCCCCCCCACCUACAUAGUGAUAGCGUAAAUAACAUACCUAACGAAAUGUCCGCAAAUUUAGAAUCCACAACAACGAUUAUAGGUAACACCAUUGAAGGUGAGAGCACAACCCAAAUGCCGUUAAUAGAUUCAAACAACACCUUCACCACAAUUGAGUCGUUAACAGUAAGCCAACAAAAUGCUACUCUCGAUGAAUACGUUAACAGUAAUCUUGUGGAAACGACAACUAUAGUCGCGUCGGCAUACACAGAUGAAACACCGAGCACCGAUAUGGCGGUGAAGUCAAGUGCAUACGUAAGACCCGUUGUACCACUACCACUCUUACGCCCUGAAUCCAAUGAGUCCUCUCCCCUAGUCAUAACUAUAGCCAAUCUCGAUAAAGUCAUACUCAGUAAAGUAGAUCGCACAAUCUCAGCCGACACUAAAGCGGCUCAAGAUACAGACCCCACACAACAACAACAACAACAACAACAACCGCAACAAGAAACACAAUUAAACACAGAACAACCGCCACGGCCCGUUGACUCGAAUGCGGAGUUCUCGAGCCGCUUUGCCUCGGUAGUUGCUGCGCCAAACAAUCUCAUACACGAAACAGAUGCUGGCUUGGGUAUAACUAUAAACAGUGUUGGUAGUACUAGUAGUAGCAGUAGUAGUAGUAGUGGCAGCAGUGGCAGCGGCAACGAAAGUGUUGUAGGUCCUGCUAGUGUUACGAAUAAUACGAGCGCGAACAGCUUAGUUAAUGGCAGCAUAGUGAAAGAAACGAUUAGUUUUAGCACAGAGACGCGUGUGGUGCGUAAAAAGAAAUCCCGCAAACAUAGGGGACGCAAAUUGAGGAAGUCUAGAAAACAUAAUACGGCUACUACAAUAGCGCCAGCUGAUGUCGAGGCUGGUGUUACGUUGAGCCCAAAGAGCGUAAGCAAUGCCGAUGAGAGUGCACAAAAUAGCAGCUCAACAGAUUUGCCAGACACCACAACAACAGCGCCGAUCACUACGACGACGCCGCGCGUGCGCGUCGUACAUAUUACGUAAAGGAACGAACGUUUUAGUGCAUGCAGCAUAUUUUAAGUGUAAAAAAUAUAAACAUUUUGAAAAUGUAGAAAAGAAUAAAGGAGAUGGUUGUAAUGUAUAUAGCCAUAUGGUUGUUAGUUGUAGGCGCAUGCAUCCAUAUUGAAGGAGAAGAAGAAAAAGAAGCAGAACCGCAUUGAAAGUUGUGUUUUAGUUUUUUUUUAAAUUGUAAGCCUUAACGAAUAUUUUUUUGUUUUUUUUUUCACUUAAAAUACGCGUAGUAGAUUAUAAAUUUCUAGUCUUAUACUUAUACAAUAUUUUGUGCGAUUUUCUUUCUACAUUAUACAUACGAUUAUUAUGUUAUUCAACAUAUGUGAAUGUAAAUAAAUAUGUUAGAAAAGAAAUAUUUGCUAAAUAAUUAUUCGCUUCGUAAUAAACUCGUAUAUUACUCAAAUAAGCCCAGUAAAUUAAUAACCUUAUCUAUUGCUUUCCUUUUUCACUCACUCUCGCUCUCUUUCUUACUCUGGCUCACUGUCGCUCUCUUCUGAGCUUGAUUUUUUAUGCCCAAUGUUGAAUACUUAUUAACUUAAAUAAUUAAAAAAAGAUAAUGCUAGAAAAUAAAUUGCAAUUUUUGUUUAACUUAUUUGAAGACUUAACUAAAAGACCGACAUUUAAGAGCAGCUGUGGAGCAGCUGAUAGCCUUAAACACAAGGUGCUUUCAGAUAUAGUAUUUAAAAGUCAUCGAAUUGCAUGUCAAAAUAAAAAACUUAGAAAAUUUUAUAUUAAAAGCAGUCACACGUAGUGUAAUAAUUAAAGAGAAAACUAAUUUAUUUCGCAAUAAUUUAUUAAAAAUCUUAUCUGAAAAUACUCAACACAUUUGGCAGAACUUUUGUGAGAAACAAAAAAAAAAAAACAAAAAAAAAAGAUUGAUUUGAGUACAAAACUUGCAGUUAAUUGAGUGCAGCUAAACUCCGCUACUGCUCUUUCUGUAUACACAUAGAAGAGACUCAGUUGCAGAAAUUAGUUGCGGAAUGGUUGCACCUACAAAAUCUAAAAAUUCAAAUUAUUUUUAGACAUUUUUCGCGUUUUGGCAACUUUUGUAAAACUUGGGGAAAGCCUACUGAAAAAAAUUAAUCCUGCCUGAUUUGUUAUAUUUUAUAACCAUCGGAUACUAAGUAUUUAUCCACCUGGAGAAUAUACUGCUGAAGUAUAUAAAAAAUAAAAUUUUAGAAAAAAUUAUUUUUAUUUUUUUUUUAAAUUAUGUAUGCUAAAUCCUAAAUAUUCAUAGGCAUUGGGCAUAAAAAAGUUCAAUUCCAAUCGAAUUUAGAUUUCUAUCAAACUCUAAAAUAAAUUAAAAUUCUUGACUAUUUUCUUGCCUGACAAUUUGUUUUCAAUUCAAUUGGCUGCAAGAACGUUUUUUGUGCAGGUUGCUGACAAGACUAGUUUAGAGCUUUUUUUUCGCAAUGGUUACCGUUUAUUUACUACUUUUUCGAAUUUUUUUUAAUCUCUUUGUUUCACUGUGGAAUCGUUAGCUUUCAUACGUUUCAUAUUCAUUUCAAAUUUCAAAAAGCAUACAUAUGUACGUUUGUAUGUGGGCUGCCAUGUUAAAAGUUCAGCUUUUAAAUAAAAUAAUAAAGUAACUUGCUUGCUAUGCUGCUGCUUUUUGCUACAUACAUAUUCAUUAAGCUUUUUCGGCGAAUAAAAUUAAAAAAUAAACAGUAAAUUCAAAAAAUAUCGCAUAAUCAACAAUUUAUUUAUAAAUUAAACAUAUUUGCAUAAAUGUGCGAUAAAUAUGUAAAAUGUGCAAGUUUCUCAGGCUGUUAUCGACGUUAAAAUGGAGAUGACAAAAAAUACAACAAAAAUGUAAUAACAAAACUUUUAUUGGUUCAGUUAAGUUUUGUUAAUUGUUCUAUGUAUACAUAUGUAUUUCUUAAUUUUUUCAAAUAUUUUCUUCUUACACACUUAACAACACAACACCUUUGUACACUCUAUAAAUAUGUAUUUAUUUUUUAUCAUAUAUAACUUCCUUUCUCUCUUUGACUUUUUGGAAAAUCCAAUUUUUAUAUUUAAAUCGAUAAAAUUGAAGUCACAAAAAUAUCA
This is a messenger RNA of Ceratitis capitata (Mediterranean fruit fly), 22248 nucleotides long. It is a transcript of the gene Cht6, whose product is annotated as serine-rich adhesin for platelets. Gene Ontology annotation, molecular function: chitinase activity; chitin binding. Gene Ontology annotation, cellular component: extracellular region. Gene Ontology annotation, biological process: carbohydrate metabolic process; chitin catabolic process. Lineage: Eukaryota; Metazoa; Arthropoda; Insecta; Diptera; Tephritidae. The record is from RefSeq and is a predicted model, not a curated record.